AUGCAUCAUCUGAAAGCUCACCUCAACCCUGUGAGAAACCGGACCCCAGAGACCUACCCUAAUCAGGCACAGAUUGGUGGAGAUGUGGGACUAGAACUCUGGUUCUCCACUGGGUCUGGCUCUCCCGGGGGACAUGGGCAUUCACUGUGCCGCUUAAUUCUCGCGCACGUGCUUGCACACUUCCGUGACGGGGACCUCAUCCCACAGCGGCACCCUCGCCGCAAGCCCGGUGUGACGGGUGAAGCAGAAGGGGCGUGCAAGGGAGGUGGCCGGGGUCCGGGCCGGGGGUCGUCCGCAGUGCGGCAGGCGGCGGCGCUGAGUCUGGAACAGCUAGCGCCCCAGCCCGGCCGGACGGGGCCGACCCCGGCACGGGGCCGUAGACGGCGGGAGCCGGAGUCGCCGCCGGCGCCGGCGCCGAUUCCUCUCUUUGGUGCUAAAACUAUUGGUCGGAGAAGUCCUGAUGGACCAGUGUUGAGCAAAGCUGAAUUUGUUGAGAAAGUUCGUCAGAGUAACCAGGCCUGUCAUGAUGGAGAUUUUCAUACAGCUAUUGUUCUGUACAAUGAAGCCCUGGCUGUUGACCCUCAGAACUGCAUCUUAUACAGCAAUAGAUCUGCAGCCUAUAUGAAAAUCCAGCAGUAUGACAAGGCACUGGACGAUGCAAUCAAAGCUCGACUUCUCAAUCCCAAAUGGCCAAAGGCAUACUUCCGACAGGGCGUUGCCCUCCAGUACCUGGGGCGCCAUGCCGAUGCCCUGGCCGCCUUUGCAUCCGGACUGGCUCAGGACCCCAAGAGUCUCCAGCUUCUGGUGGGCAUGGUAGAAGCUGCCAUGAAGUCUCCCAUGAGAGACUCCCUCGAGCCCACUUAUCAGCAACUUCAGAAAAUGAAACUGGACAAGAGCCCCUUUGUGGUCGUGUCUGUGGUUGGGCAGGAACUCCUGACGGCUGGCCAUCAUGGGGCCUCUGUGGUUGUCUUAGAAGCUGCUCUCAAGAUUGGCACCUGCAGCCUCAAACUGAGAGGUUCGGUUUUCUCUGCCCUAAGCAGUGCUUACUGGUCUCUUGGAAACACAGAGAAGAGUACUGGAUACAUGCAGCAGGACUUGGAUGUGGCCAAGACCUUAGGUGACCAGACAGGAGAAUGCCGAGCUCACGGGAAUCUGGGCUCUGCAUUCUUCUCCAAAGGAAAUUAUCGGGAGGCUCUCACUAACCACAGGCACCAGUUGGUGCUCGCCAUGAAACUCAAGGAUCGAGAGGCAGCUUCAUCAGCCCUGAGCAGCCUGGGCCACGUGUACACAGCCAUUGGUGACUACCCCAAUGCACUGGCCAGUCACAAGCAGUGUGUUCUUCUUGCCAAGCAAUCCAAAGAUGAGCUUUCGGAGGCCCGAGAACUUGGCAACAUGGGAGCUGUGUAUAUUGCCAUGGGUGACUUCGAGAACGCUGUGCAGUGCCACGAGCAGCAUCUGAAGAUAGCCAAGGACCUGGGGAACAAGCGAGAAGAGGCCCGGGCCUACAGCAACCUGGGCAGCGCCUAUCACUACAGGAGGAACUUUGACAAGGCCAUGUCUUACCACAACUACGUGCUGGAGCUGGCGCAGGAGUUGAUGGAGAAGGCCAUUGAGAUGCGGGCCUACGCCGGCCUGGGCCAUGCUGCCAGGUGCAUGCAGGAUUUGGAGAGAGCUAAACAGUACCAUGAGCAGCAGCUGGGCAUUGCUGAGGACCUCAAGGACCGUGCCGCAGAGGGGCGAGCAUCCUCCAAUCUGGGAAUCAUACACCAGAUGAAGGGCGAUUAUGAUACUGCACUGAAACUCCACAAGACCCACCUGUGCAUCGCCCAGGAGCUGAGUGACUACGCUGCCCAGGGCCGGGCCUAUGGGAACAUGGGUAAUGCCUACAGUGCUCUGGGCAUGUACGACCAGGCCGUCAAGUACCACCGGCAGGAGCUGCAGAUCUCCAUGGAAGUGAACGACCGUGCCUCCCAGGCGUCCACCCACGGGAACCUGGCCGUGGCGUACCAGGCCCUGGGCGCCCACGACCGGGCCCUGCAGCAUUAUCAGAACCACCUGAACAUUGCUCGGGAGCUUCGAGACAUCCAGAGUGAGGCCCGGGCCCUCAGCAACCUGGGCAACUUCCACUGCUCUCGGGGGGAGUACAUCCAGGCCGCCCCCUAUUAUGAACAGUACCUCCGGCUCACUCCUGACCUUCAAGACAUGGAAGGAGAAGGGAAGGUCUGCCACAACCUCGGCUAUGCCCAUUACUGCCUUGGAAAUUACCAGGAGGCAGUCAAGUACUAUGAGCAGGAUCUGGCGCUGGCCAAAGACCUUCACGACAAAUUGAGCCAGGCGAAAGCAUACUGCAACUUGGGCCUAGCCUUCAAGGCUCUGCUGAACUUCAGCAAAGCUGAAGAGUGUCAGAAGUACCUACUGUCCCUCGCCCAGUCCUUGAAUAAUUCCCAGGCUAAAUUUCGAGCCCUAGGGAACCUGGGUGAUAUAUUCAUCUGUAAAAAAGAUAUAAAUGGUGCAAUAAAGUUCUAUGAGCAGCAGCUGGGCUUAGCCCACCACGUAAAGGACAGAAGACUGGAAGCCAGUGCGUAUGCAGCCCUGGGCACGGCAUACCGCAUGAUCCAGAAAUAUGACAAGGCCUUGGGUUACCACACGCAGGAGCUGGAGGUCUAUCAGGAGCUGAGCGAUUUGCCAGGGGAGUGCAGAGCUCAUGGGCACCUGGCUGCCGUCUACAUGGCCCUGGGGAAGUACACAAUGGCGUUCAAGUGUUAUGAAGAGCAGCUGGAUCUAGGGCAGAAGCUGAAGGACCCCAGUCUGGAAGCCCAGGUCUAUGGCAACAUGGGCAUCACAAAGAUGAACAUGAAUGUGAUGGAAGAGGCUAUCGGCUACUUCGAGCAGCAGCUGGCCAUGCUGCAGCAGCUAAGUGGAAAUGAGGCUGUACUCGACAGGGGCCGGGCCUACGGCAACCUGGGAGAUUGCUACGAGGCCCUGGGUGACUAUGAGGAAGCUAUCAAGUACUAUGAACAGUAUCUGUCUGUUGCCCAGAGUCUGAAUCGCAUGCAAGACCAAGCCAAGGCUUACCGGGGACUAGGAAAUGGACACAGGGCAAUGGGGAGCUUGCAGCAGGCCCUCGUGUGCUUUGAAAAGAGGCUUGUGGUCGCCCAUGAGCUCGGGGAGGCCUUUAAUAAAGCCCAGGCCUAUGGAGAGCUAGGAAGUCUGCACAGCCAAUUAGGGAAUUACGAACAAGCCAUUUCCUGCCUUGAACGCCAGCUGAACAUUGCUAGAGAGAUGAAAGAUCGCGUGCUGGAAAGUGAUGCGGCCUGUGGCCUUGGUGGCGUUUACCAGCAGAUGGGGGAGUAUGACACGGCCCUGCAGUACCACCAGCUCGACCUGCAGAUAGCAGAGGAGACCAAUAACCCCACGGGCCAGGGGCGAGCCUACGGGAACCUGGGCCUGACAUAUGAAUCCCUGGGCACCUUUGAGAGGGCUGUGGUCUAUCAAGAACAGCACUUGAGCAUCGCGGCGCAGAUGAACGACUUGGUGGCCAAGACCGUGUCGUAUAGUAGCCUUGGAAGGACCCAUCAUGCCUUGCAGAACUAUUCCCAGGCAGUAAUGUACUUACAGGAAGGUUUAAGGUUAGCUGAGCAACUGGGCCGAAGAGAAGAUGAAGCCAAAAUUCGCCACGGUCUUGGUCUCUCCCUUUGGGCUAGUGGGAAUCUGGAGGAGGCCCAACACCAGCUCUACAGGGCAUCAGCCUUGUUUGAAACAAUCCGACACGAGGCACAGCUGAGCACGGACUACAAACUCUCCCUCUUUGACCUGCAGACGUCCUCCUACCAGGCCCUGCAGCGGGUGCUGGUCAGCCUGGGCCAUCAUGAUGAGGCCCUGGCCGUGGCAGAAAGAGGACGGACGAGGGCAUUUGCUGAUCUUCUGGUAGAACGACAGACAGGACAGCAGGACUCGGACCCGUACUCCCCAGUCACCAUCGAUCAGAUCUUAGAGGUGGUUAAUGGCCAGAGGGCACUCGUGCUUUACUAUUCCCUGGCCGCCGGCUACCUGUACAGCUGGCUGCUUGCUCCUGGGGCAGGAAUUCUGAAGUUUCAUGAGCACUACCUGGGUGAUAGCGCAGCGGAGAACCCCAGCGACUUCCAGGCCGCCAGCAGCGCGGCCCUGCCAGCGGCCACGAGCUCGGCCCUGGAGCAGCAUGUCACCAGUGUGCGGGAGGCCCUGGGAGUGGAGUCUUACUACUCAAGGCCCUGUGCCAGCAGCGAGACGGAGAGCGAAGCCGGAGACCUCACGGACCAGCAGUUUGAAGAGAUGAACAGCAGGCUCAACUCGGUCACUGACCCCACUGGCUUUCUGCGGAUGGUCCGCCGCAACAACCUCGUUAACAGGAGCUGCCAGAGCAUGACAAGCUUGGCCAGCAGCGCCAUGUCACCGGUCAAGGACGGGGCCUCCUCUCUCCCCAGGAGGCAGAGCUCGUUCGCCAGGCCCCCCCUCCGCGCCCUGUAUGACCUGCUCAUAGCGCCCAUGGAAGGGGGCCUGAUGCACUCCAGCGGCCCCGUGGGCCGGCACCGGCAGCUUGUCCUGGUGCUGGAGGGGGAGCUCUACCUCAUCCCCUUCGCCCUCCUGAAGGGAAGCUCGUCCAACGAGUACCUGUACGAGCGCUUCGCCCUCAUCGCCGUGCCGUCCAUCCGCUCCCUCGGCCCGCAGUCCAAGUCUCACCUGAGGAAGAACCCGCCCACGCCCUCCAGCUCCACGUCCAUGGCAGCCGUUGUUGGAAACCCCAAGCUGCCGUCAGCCGUGAUGGACAGGUGGCUGUGGGGGCCGAUGCCAUCGGCUGAGGAGGAGGCCUACAUGGUGUCUGAGCUGCUGGGCUGCCAGCCCCUGGUGGGCAGCGUGGCCACCAAGGAGAGGGUCAUGAGUGCCCUGACCCAGGCCGAGUGCGUCCACUUCGCCACCCACAUUUCUUGGAAACUGUCGGCCUUGAUCCUCACGCCCAGCGCGGACGGCAACCCCGCCAGCAGCAAGAGCUCCUUCGGCCACCCCUACACGAUCCCCGAGUCCCUGCGGGUGCAGGACGACGCCAGCGACGGGGACAGCAUCUCGGACUGCCCUCCCCUGCAAGAGCUGCUGCUCACGGCCGCCGACGUCCUGGACCUGCGGCUUCCCGUGAAGCUGGUGGUCCUCGGCUCCUCCCAGGAGUCCAACAGCAAGGUCACAGCCGACGGGGUUAUUGCGCUGACGCGAGCCUUCCUGGCAGCAGGCGCACAGUGUGUCCUCGUGUCUCUGUGGCCUGUGCCUGUGGCUGCUUCCAAGAUGUUUCUCCACGCCCUCUACUCCUCCCUGCUGAAUGGCCUGAAAGCCAGCGCGGCCCUGGGCGAGGCCAUGAAGGUGGUGCAGAGCAGCAAGGCCUUCUCACACCCGUCCAACUGGGCAGGGUUCAUGCUCAUCGGCAGCGACGUUAAGCUGAACAGCCCCUCGUCGCUCAUCGGCCAGGCCCUCACCGAGAUCCUCCAGCACCCGGAGCGCGCCCGGGACGCCCUGCGAGUGCUGCUGCACCUGGUGGAGAAGUCCCUGCAGCGUAUCCAGAACGGGCAGCGCAACGCCAUGUACACGUCCCAGCAGAGCGUGGAGAACAAAGUGGGCGGCAUCCCUGGCUGGCAGGCCCUCCUCACCGCCGUGGGCUUCCGGCUGGACCCCCCUGCCAGCGGCCUGCCCGCAGCGGUCUUCUUCCCGACCUCGGACCCGGGCGACCGGCUCCAGCAUUGCAGCAGCACAAUCCAGUCCCUGCUGGGUCUGCCCAACCCUGCCCUCCAAGCCCUCUGCAAGCUCAUCACCGCCUCGGAGACCGGCGAGCAGCUCAUCAGCCGGGCUGUUAAAAAUAUGGUUGGAAUGCUCCACCAGGUGCUGGUUCAGCUGCAGGCGGGCGAGAAGGAGCAGGACUUCGCCGCGGCCCCCAUCCAGGUGUCCAUCAGCGUGCAGCUGUGGCGGCUCCCGGGCUGUCAUGAGUUCCUGGCGGCUCUAGGGUUCGAUCUGUGUGAAGUGGGUCAGGAGGAAGUAAUCCUGAAAACCGGGAAACAAGCCAGUCGGCGAGCCAUGCACUUUGCUCUGCAGUCUCUGCUCGCGCUCUUCGAUUCCACCGAGCUGCCCAAACGCCUCAGCCUCGACAGCUCGUCCUCCCUGGAGUCUCUGGCCUCUGCCCAGUCUGUCUCCAAUGCGCUGCCCCUGAGCUACCAGCACCCUCCCUUCUCCCCGACCGGGGCGGACAGCAUCGCCUCAGACGCCAUCUCCGUGUACAGCCUGAGCUCCAUCGCCUCCUCAAUGAGCUUCGUCUCCAAGCCCGAGGGGGGCUCAGAGCGGUCCAAGAACGCCUACCCGCAGCGGGGCACCCUGCCUCGGGGCCAGCUCUCCCCCCAGACCCGGCCAGCGGGCGGCAAAGAUGAAGAAGAAUAUGAGGGCUUCUCCAUCAUCAGCACCGAGCCGUUGGCGGCCUACCCGGAAAACAGGAAGCUGCGCUUCUCCCCAGAUCACAAGCAGUCUCGCGGGGGGACCGCGGGGGGCGUGAAGGUUUCGGUAAGCUCCAAGGGCAGUGUGAGCACACCCAACUCUCCGGUUAAAAUGACUCUGAUUCCCAGCCCCAACUCUCCCUUCCAGAAGGUCGGAAAACUAGCAAGUUCGGACACGGGAGAAUCAGACCAGUCGAGCACAGAAACCGACAGCACCGUGAAGUCCCAAGAAGAAAGCAACCCAAAGCUUGAUCCACAAGAGUUGGCCCAGAAGAUCCUAGAGGAGACGCAAAGUCACCUCAUGGCGGUGGAGCGGCUGCAGAGGGGCGGCGGCCAGGGCAGCAAGAACGGCCCCCCCGAGGAGGGCAGCGCCGGGCCGAACGGCGCCACCGUCUUCAGGGCGUCAGAGACCAGUGCCUUCAGCAGGCCUCCCCUGUCCCACGCCAAGGGUCAGCCAUCACCAGUCACCGCUAAACCAAAGCCCCCAGCCAGAAGCUCGUCCCUCCCCAAGGUGAGUUCAGGGUACAGCAGCCCCGCCGGCUCGGAGGCGUCCGUCCAGGACAGCCCGGGCCAGCACGGGGGCCGGCCGUCGCCCAGCGCCGACUCGCACACCUCUCUGCCCGACCAGCCUCUCUUUAAACUCAAGUACCCCAGCUCUCCCUAUAGCGCUCACAUUUCCAAGUCUCCGAGGAAUGUGUCCCCAAGCUCGGGCCAUCAGUCUCCUGCUGGAAGCGCGCCGUCCCCGGCCCUGUCCUACUCUUCGGCCGGUUCCGCCCGCUCCAGUCCCGCCGAUGCCCCCGACAUAGACAAACUGAAGAUGGCAGCCAUCGACGAGAAGGUGCAGGCCGUGCACAACCUGAAGAUGUUCUGGCAGAGCGCGCCCCAGCACUCCGCGGGGCCAGUGAAAAUAUUCCGGGGGCCCCCGGGGACCAUGACUUCCAAAAGAGAUGUCCUCAGUCUGUUAAAUUUGUCCCCUCGGCACAACAAGAAGGAGGAAGGAGUCGACAAGCUGGAACUUAAGGAGCUGUCUAUGCAGCCGCCUGGAGACACGCCCCAAAAAGCCCCUCCCAACGGCCACUGGCGCACAGAGACCACGACGCUGGGCACGCGGCCCCUGCCCGCCGGUCCCCCCGCACCUGCUCGCCCUUUCAGACUGCCUUCUGGCAACGGCUACAAGUUUCUGUCCCCGGGAAGAUUCUUCCCCUCCUCCAAAUGCUAGAGCACCUCACGCCCGCAGGCCACGCCUGCAGUCUGAGCGCGGUGCCCCCCACCUGCCACCACUCCCCGGUGCGCUCUCAGGGGCUGGUGGCCCCCCUCCUCGCGGCUGUGGCCACCUGGGCCGGAGCCACCACAAGCCGGGGCUUCCGUGGGGUUGGUACCGGAGGCUCGUGGACUUUUCUACACGCUUCACCCAAUGUUUACCUUGAACUCCCUGCUUCUCAUCUUUGAUGGGACUCUUCAACAGGAUUUUUUUUUUUACAAAAAUGGUCGUGGUUCUGGGUGGGGAGAGGAAAGGGAGCACAUAUUUUGCUAAGAGGCAUAUAUGCAGUACCUUUUAUACACGGAAAUACAAAUAGAGCUUUUUUUUAAGGCUUUCAGGUGCUGAUUGGGGGAGGGAUAUAUAAAAUCUAAGUUGAAUUCUACAUGAAAGUGUGAUAUUUGCCAAAAACAGAAUGGUUUUUAAAAUGCCAAUGAUUUGUAAUUAAACUGUAGCAAUUCCGGUCACGUGAUAGCAGAACGCCACAGUAGCAGCGCAAUAACUCACGUUCAACAGUGCUUCUGUCCUCAGCUCCACAAACGUUCUUGGGGCCCCACUGUCAACCAAACUUGAAUUUUCUUAAAAAUUUUAUGUAACUUUCUUCUCCAGGCAUUUUAGAACUAUGCAAUUGUGAUUUAAAAUGCAACUUUGUGCUUUGAAGACAUUAUUGACCUUUUUUGUACAUGGAUAAACAACUUGGUUUUAUUAUCAAUAGUACUUUGCAUUUAUAGCUAUUAUUUUUAAAAAGCUCAAAUUUUUUAAAAUUUCAAAUUUUGAAUAGUCAUCAAUAAGUAAUUAUCAAGUUUAUGGGGGGAGGUUGAAAUUAUUCAGUUUCCUUAUAAGCAAAAAAAGAAAAAGAAAAAAAAAUCCCACAGCUACCUAGAUUGAACCAGAAUGGAACUUUCAGCUCCUAUUCCCUUUAGUAGCUGCUUUAAUUCUCUUCUCUUUUCCCAACUCCAGGCCUCUGACACCCUCCUACCUAGAUCUCCCAGGCUCCCACAGCCCCAGCACCCCUCCCAUGUCACACUUUAAUGUCCGCAGCCCGAGAAGCAGGGGCUUUUUCUGGGAUUUAUAUCCAAAUGAUUGCUGAGCAGAGAAACAGAGGUUCCUGAAAGUGUCGCCUACACAAUCGGGGGCCGGGCAUCUCCGGCCGUGACCGGACACCGGAGUCACGGUGAGCGAGGCCGCAGCGAAAGGCGGUCUGGGUAGGGGUAAGAAAGAGGUCAAAUCCUAAACAUCAUCCUAGCACUAAGUUUAGUUGGAGAAUUUAAAUACACCUCUUCUACAUAAUUCUAAAGUUAAAAUCCUCCCACCCUCCCCAUGGGGGGUGUCACACAGAGGUGGGCGGCCACUCGGCCGAGACACAUGGGGUGGACGGGAGAGGCCUGGCGGGAGGGGCACUAACAUUAAGACCCCCAAGUAGAGCUUUUAACCGCCUGUGGGAUCUCACUUUCUCAGCACAUGCUGACCACUUGCCCUGUUCCUCAGUGAACCCUGAAAAGAGGGAAGGAGACUAUUUUGUCCCACAUUACUGUCCCCUGAGCUCCAUCAUAGACGUCUUUUUUGCCUUUACCCCAACAGACAAUAAGGAUGUCCCGUUCGAGCCCUGGCCCCAACACUGGAAGACAGACACUUCAUGAAGCAGCAGUCGUGAGGUUCUUGAUGUCAAUAGGGAAAAACCAAAUGGUAAUAAAAGUCCCAGAGUAGCAAAUGAAAGCAAGUUCAUAGCACUGUGCAAAAUCAGGUCCUUAGCAACAGAAACAAAACCUCAGAGUAAAUUUCUGAAUCCCGAAGUAGAUAGGCAGUUCCUUUCUUAGCCAUCUCAGCCUCUUUCCCAAGUGCCAAGGAGCCCUGGAGGACCGGCCGGGGUGUGUGCUCCUGAGUGAGCAUUCCCUCCCACCCCCGUCCACCUCCAGGGCACGCCCCCCACCACCCAGACCACUUCCCGUGCAGACGGAGCCGGCUAGGAGGUCUUGCAGACCCUAACCUGGCUUUAGUCCUAACCACACUGUUGUUUUAGGUUUCGUGUUGGAAAACCAAAUGGUGUAUGUGACCUUUUUUUCCCCUGUCCUCAGAGAUAAGCUUCAAUGAAGGAAAGCUUAACAGGACAAAACAGUGAGGACCAACCUAAAAAUCACUGUAGAAUCACCCCUUAUGUUUACUGUCAACGUUUUCUCUAGGAGUGAAAUGGAUGUCAAGUCAAAGGAGAUUUUUCAGGCUCCUCCACUGAAAGAAAAAAAAGUAUGCACUUAAAAGUCACGUGAGACUGUAAUUCACACAUCUCUUUGUACAGAUCAGGGGUUGGCAAACUGUGACCCGCAGGCUAAAUCUGGUCAGAGGCUUCGUUGUUUAUAGCCAUGAGAAGGAAUGGAUUUCACAUAUUUAAAUAGUUAAGGAGUACCUCCAUAAUAUUCUUGAUUUUGCCUCUUGGCCCGCAAAGCCUGCCCUACCUGAUGCCUGACCUUGUAAGAAAAAGUUUGCUGACUCCUGGUGGAAACGCAAAACACAAUUAGAAUGUUUUGUUUCUACAGUCUAGGGAACGUGAGUGUCAAGUUGUGGAUAAAGUUGGCAUGUGUGGGAACUCUGAGCCAUGGGGUAGAAGCAAAGGACCCCUGCAUAGUCCGUGGCUCUGUGCCCCACUUGGAAUGAGCCAACAGAUGUAAACCUUACAAAACCAUCUUUUCCUUAUGAUAUGCAGAAAGCAUUGGAUCUAUUUCGUUUUCAGCUCAGGAAACUGGAAUGCCCUGCCCCCAUUCUACUCCAUCAGAUGCAAAUACGCUGAACACAAGCAAUACAAUCUCCCUCUCCCAGAAAACCACCUCUCCUUGGUGUGACCACAAAGCAAGGUGGUGGAUUCCAUCGGAAUCCUCACCGGUGAACUAGUCAGCCACUGCACUGAUGCUAACCGGGUCGGAACACCACGACAAAAUGAGCUACUGAAACUCACAUUUGGGUCCACCUUAGCGUGUAGCGAAACGAAAACGUUCUCACCUCCAUCCCGUUUGAAAACUGUCCCGGCCCACGCUGACCCUUGCUGGGCCUCAGCAGGAGACGGGCCGCUGUCCCCGUGCAUCUCAGAAAGCGGUCACGGGGGGUCCCUAGCACGCAGCCGGCGCCGCUGGGCUAGUUACUGCCCAGUGAGGCAGGGGUGCGGCGCAGAGCUCUGGUCACUCUAAGUAGGCAGGGGGUGAAAACUGCGUCCUUUUCACCACAUCUUUUGUUGUUCAUGUGGUUUGUGAGCUGGGCCCUUGCUUGUCACGGGUCUUUCAAAGAUGUGAGGACACGUGCGGUCACCUCUCCCCGCCUCAGACACCUUCCCCACUUGGCACUCACCCCCGAUUGUACGCCGUGUUAGCCAUCCUUGGCCUAGGUGGACUUUUUUUGUAAAUUACAGUUUCCAGAUGGCAUUAAACUUUUUAUAUUACGAAAUUUACCAUGUAAAAAGAACUUCAUAUUUUUAUUGAGAUUGUUUAAGGCACUUGGCCUUCCUUUGUGAUUUCAGUGUCUAUUAAAGCAUGAGUUCCCACGGUUUUAA
Messenger RNA from Suricata suricatta (meerkat), 11296 nucleotides. RefSeq names its product tetratricopeptide repeat domain 28 (gene TTC28). NCBI's taxonomy places the organism in Eukaryota, Metazoa, Chordata, Mammalia, Carnivora, Herpestidae. Gene Ontology annotation, molecular function: protein binding. The record is from RefSeq and is a predicted model, not a curated record. Bases 1 to 7722 code for a protein of 2573 amino acids. The transcript has 26 exons.